This is a messenger RNA of Akanthomyces muscarius, 390 nucleotides long. RefSeq lists its product as uncharacterized. The record is from RefSeq and is a predicted model, not a curated record. NCBI's taxonomy places the organism in Eukaryota, Fungi, Ascomycota, Sordariomycetes, Hypocreales, Cordycipitaceae. The transcript is spliced from 4 exons. Bases 1 to 390 code for a protein of 129 amino acids.
AUGCGACCGUGGAUGGCAAAGGGAACUGCCCAGUUUGAGCAUAACCUGGUUACGAGCGAUGGCGUGGAGGUAUUGACAGCGCGAAGUGGAAGCUCACCUGGUGGCCCCAUACCAAUGCCUCCACCCGGCGAAUUAAAAAGUCAAGACAGGCGGGAAUGUCAAACAUAUGCGCUAAAUAAAGUCCUCAUUCUUCAAGUCUGUGACAUCUUCAAACGCAUGCUCGCCAACAUUCUCCUCCGUUUGAUGGAGAGCCUCGCUCGGGUCGUCCUUUCUGCUGUGACCCAUCAUACUUCGAUCAGUGAUGUGCUCGGAUUUAUUCAAUGCGACUCUCCGCUUUGCUUGUCGCAUAUUGAGAAUGCGAAUGAGAACGCGGCUUCUCACUGGGCUUGA